AUGAUGCCUCACCCCUCGGCCCCUACCCUCACCCCUCGGCCCCUAUCCUCACCCCUCGCCCCCUAUCCUCACCCCUCGGCCCCUAUCCUCACCCCUCGCCCCCUAUCCUCACCCCCUCCGCCCUAUCCUCACCCCUCGGCCUCUAUCCUCACCCCUCGCCCCUAUCCUCACCCUCGCCCCUAUCCUCACCCCUCGGCCCCUAUCCUGACCCCUCGGCACCUAUCCUCACCCCUCCUCCCCUAUCCUCACCCCUCCGCCCCUAUCCUCACCCAACCGCCCCUAGCCUCACCCCUCGGCCCCUAUCCUCGCCCCUCGGCCCCUAUCCUCACCCCUCGGCCCCUAUCCUGUGACCUCGGCCCCUAUCCUCACCCCUCGUCCCCUAUCCUCCUCACCCUCGGCCCCUAUCCUGACCCCUCGGCCCCUAUCCUGACCCCUCGGCCCCUACCCUCACCCUCGCCUCACCCUCGGCCCCUAGCCUCACCCUCGGCCCCUAUCCUCACCCCUCGCCCCUAUCCUGACCCCUCGGCCCCUAGCCUCACCCUCGGCCCCUAUCCUCACCCCUCGGCCCCUAUCCUCACCCCUCGGCCCCUAGCCUCACCCCUCGGCCCCUAUCCUCACCCCUCGGCCCCUAGCCUCACCCUCGGCCCCUAG
Messenger RNA from Oncorhynchus masou masou (cherry salmon), 651 nucleotides. RefSeq lists its product as uncharacterized. The transcript is spliced from 4 exons. The coding region runs from base 1 to 651 and encodes 216 amino acids. The record is from RefSeq and is a predicted model, not a curated record. Lineage: Eukaryota; Metazoa; Chordata; Actinopteri; Salmoniformes; Salmonidae.